CAAAAUACCAAGCGUCGAAUGGCUGAUGAAUGAUGAUUUACAUUUACAAAUCUCACUAAAGACAACCACAACAUUAUUAUUGAAUUAAUUUCAACUUCAUCAAAAAGUGGUUAUCUUAGCUUGUAUAUAAUGCUUGUAAAAGAUUUUAAACGGGAUUUUUAUGAUGUUUUACAAAACCAGGUAGGCUUAGCUACUUACUUACUACUUUAGUCUUUUAGUACUAGUACUUAGUACUGUGUUGUGUACUUAUUAGCCCUUCUAGCUAGUGCCAGGGCUAGGCUAACCCAACCCCGUAAAUCACACUCACACUACUUUGACUUUAGACUUUACUUGUUAACUUCAAUACUAAUACAGUGCCGAGUGCUAUCAGCAGCCUUAGCCUACCAAUGUGUCGAACUCUAAAUUAUAUUAUACGCCUGCUAAAACUAAAUUAUGAAUAGAUAACUAGCCUUAAGUAUUAAGUAGGCUACUUAUUAAUUUAAGUUUAAGUACCAAGACUAUACCUGCCUCUGAUGAACACAGCUGUUGUAUGGACCCUGUAACCCUGCAGCUGCUUGGGACCUUUAAUAUUUAAAUUUAAGGGGCCAAAAUUUGUGAUGUGGAAAACAAAACUAUUAACUUAAAAUCCAGGUGGGUUACGAACCCGGUCUCACUUAAAGAGUUCGUUGUCUAGGGGUUUAAUUAUAAACACUUCACAAACCAUUAUUCUCAUACUAAAUAUCUUUAUUAACGAACUAAUCUACAUUUUGAACUGCCAUUACUCACUAGACCACACUCCACAACAAUACUACGUCAUAUCCCUUUCACACAAUAGUACGUCACAAGAUACUAAAAUAAUAGAUAAAACAACACACAUAAUCUCUAAACAACACGCAAUCACAAUAUACAUUUAAGUCCUCAACAUUCCUCCCCCGCUUCGUUUGACAUUAAUUUGAAAAAUUCACGUCACCCACAAAUACAUAUCCCAAAAUUUGUCAAUAGACAUCAAACAAUUAACAAGAGUAGGUACCAAAUGUAAACCAAUCAGUUGCAAUAUUACAUUUUAAAUUAAGCGAAAUGUAUUACAAACAAACUCAUGACACAUUGCCACCCCAAAAUGUUUAACUAACCUAGCAUCUUUUCAAAACUACAUCCUAAAUAUGAAAACGUCAGUGCUAAACUUUAACUUCUGUUAAUUUAGAUUUCAUAUACUCUUAUCAAAUUAUGAAAAAUUAUUACAUUGACAACAAAAUUAUUGUCACGCACACAGAAAUUGACCACAAAACAAACUCUGCUUCCUAUGGCCCUCAUAUGGGGGAAAAAAAAUGUCAACAUCUUUGAGCUCAUAGGAACAUCCCUAAAUUGUCCAGUCCGAUAUUCAAUUGUUAUGGCCUUUUGACACAUUAUCGACUAACAAAUUAAAUCUUUUCACAUUUAAAUUCUUAAAUAUAAUAAUUUAAAAAAUCAUUAAAAUUGUAACAAUGAACAAAGUCAAUUAUAAUGACAAAAUCAACAACCUCACCUCCCAACUCAUGGAAAACACACACCUUCACAAAAAAACGAAAAACGGACCUAUCAUGGCUCUCAAAAUUUGAGCACUCCUGGCUUUCAUGAUCAUAUAUAUCACACACAUCAAAAUUCAAACACAUUUUCUCUUCUACCCCCAUCUGAGGGAAAAAACUCGCACCCUUCAAGUAAUGUUUAUAAUCCUUAUUUAAAACGUUAAUCUCAGUGGCCCAAAGGUUCCCAAACCUCGAGUAACCCGUGUCUCCUACACCACAUAAUUCACGGACUUGACCACUACCCUCGUAGCGCCACGUAAGGUGAUCUCCUAUGACCUCUACUAUGUUGAACUUACGCCUCCUCGACAAGCUCACGACCUCUACUUCUUGAUCUCCGUAGCGUGCCCAAUUCUUAAUAUUAUGAACAUCUCCCUCUUGCACAAAAUCAACAUCUAAAAUAUCAACAAAUCUCUCUUGAACACUAACAACAUUUCCCUGUUGUUCAAUAUCAAAACCCUCAUAGUGUGCAAUUAAUAAGGCUACACCUUUUACAUCGUCAACAGCCCCAUCUAAUAUUCCCUCAGCAUCCACAUGCUGUACGAUACAAUCUACGGCCUGCACACCUUCACAAUACAGAUCUAUUUCCUGUGCAUUAUGGAAUGUCAUAUGUACAGUCUCCAUGUUCAAUGAAACAUUUUCAAGACAACACUGUGUCAUGCCUACAUUCAGUACCACUGCAUCAAUUUUACCACACUCAGCCCCAAGUUUUUCUACAUCCUGGCUAGCAAAACUCCUAACUGACUCCUGACUGUCGGCUACAUUUAAAAACUUCCUGGCCUCCUUAACCUCAACCAUAAUGGUCAUUUAAAUUUACCUCUUUAAUUACCUCUAUAAAUAACUCUGUCUCCCUAUCCUCAGUUACAUUUGCAUUACAUUUCUCUGGAUACCUAAGUUCCUCCAUAACUUCGUUAAUAUUUUCCUGAAACUCUUUUUCAAAAGUGAUUUUACUGUCUAUCUUGUCUAUCCCUCUCCUCCUUUUCUAGCCUAUCUUGUCUUUCUCGUUCUUUAUCCCUCUCCUUUCAUUCUAGCCUAUCUUGUCUAUCCUUCUCCUCCUUUUCUAGCCUUUCUUUUUUCUAUUAGUUUACAUUCCACCCAACUAAUCAGAGCUUCGUCUUUAUAACCCAGGUCCUCUCCAAACUCCCUUAGUUCCAAGAUCAAUCAUCUACACCUGUUCCCAUUUUUUAAUUCAUAAAUUUAACGACCAGGGUAGCGUAAAAACAACAGUCUAAAAUAAUAAAUUUAAAUAUGUUAUAUAACACAAAAAAUGAUACAUAUAUCUAUGUACAGAAAUAAAAUUCUUAAUUAACUAUAAAGAAAACUCAAAGUAAGUAACUUAAGUCUAUCUUGUUCAUCACGGGUCUCUGGACUACAGGUCUUGGUCUUGUCACUAAUAAUUUGAACAGACAGCGAUAUACUAUCAAAUGGGGGUACAGCAUAGCGCACAGCAGGAAACAGUAAUGCUAGGAUGCAGUCACAGUCUGAUACGGGCCCAGUAGGAUACAGGCCAGGCAGCGGUUUACCGUCAAACCAGGGAACAGCACAGCAGCAUGCAGUGAUCGCAGGAUGCAGACCCAGUGAAAUUCAGACCCAGCAGGAUACAGGCCAGGCAGCGGUUUACCGUCAAACUAGGAUACAGCACAGCAGGAUGCAGACCCAGUGGGAUACGAGGCCAGGCAGCGGUUUACCGUCAAACCGGGAACAGCACAGAAGCAUGCAAAGAUUGCAGGAUGCAGGUUCAGCAGCAUUCAGUCACUGCAGCAUGCAGACAUGGCAGGAUACCAGACAGCGUAAAAUCCUAUCAAUCGGGAUGCAGGACAGCAGGAUACAAACCCAGCGGGACACAGGACCAGCAGCACACAUAUACAUCAGCAUGCAGGCAUGGCAGGAUAUAGGAGCCCAAUCCCGAAAGAACCUCCCAAAUGUUACGAACCCCGUCUCACUUAAAGGGUUCGCUGGCUUCGUUGUCUAAGGGUUUAAGUCCUCAACAGGGUGCACAAAACAAAAGUAAAUUGACAGGGCAGGGACCGUCAAGUCUCAAAGUCAAACGGCUCUGCAUGAACACACUAACAGACCAAAUAACUUUAUAAUAAUAACAUGGACAUGAUUUAAGGCUUAAUUUUAGGGGCCAUGGCUUAAGCUUAAGGCCUAUAGAAAUCCUAUUCAAUAUAUCAUUAGGACCUAUUACGAUAUGUUGAAUUUGACUGUUUUCAUCUAAUUAGACCCGUUACAUGAGGAGCAUGGACGUGAGAACUUUGACAUAACUGAACUUACAUUUUAUUUGGGUGUCAUUCUGUCUAAAUGAAGAUGGUGUGAUUUUUCCUGGAAGAUGUGACCUGUGCCAGAUUAGGUGUAUCUACUGGUUCCAUGUCCGAGGAUCCCCCCACUCCUCACAAUGGGGACAUUAAAUGGAUGAUAGUUGAUACAGUUUGUAUGUCAUUUUCGGGCGUUGACACACUUUACUCACAGCAUUUAACAAUAGUGUAUCCUAAAAGGGUUCAACACUGGUGUUAUGGGAAGAAUAAGCCUAAGUGUAACACCAUUAAUUCUGAUCAAGUUCUUUAAACUUAGUUAGUGCUUCUAUGGGUACUUAUCUUGGCUAACAUUUUGGAUAAUAGUACGUCACAAAGACACCCUACUCACCUCGCCAACUUUAAACCUACUGACAGCCACGGCUGGUUACUCUGCUCUUUUUCCCAACCUAAAUCUUGUAAUCAACUACAUAAUCUUCGUUGUUUUUGCCAGUCUGAGGAUGACUUUUGGGACUAGGCGCUUGAGAUGAUUGACUAUUUCCGAUGUAGGUUUUACUUGUAGACAUUACUUUCAUCAGCCCUUCAAUGGGUUAAAAAUAUCACUUGUGCUAAUGCCUUCUGAUCUCGUUCGAGUGACAAUGGCGGCAGGACCAAACUUACUCUCCCAUAUCAUCCUCACAAUCUCAUAACUAAAGACAUUUUCCUUAAACACAGCGCCAUUCUCCUCGCUGACACCCACAACUUUUCCUCAGCCCCCACCUCUAAUUGUUUUCAGAAGAGCUAAAAAUAUGCGAGAAGGCUUCUUGAUGACUCAUUGGUUGUUUCAUUGCGUCCUUUUUCAGGUUUUCCCAUAAUUUGUUUAGCUAAUUUCCUCUUAUAGGUAGCUACUACCCAUAAUCUAAUGACUGGCUUGGCUUGCCAUAAUAUAAAAUAAUGCAGUUGCAAACACAAAUAAACCAAAAAAUAAUUACAGGUAGACAUUAGACUAUGACCUAAAGCUGCUUUUGGAUUGUGUUAAAUGUUGUUGAGGUUAGUUAUUUUAUAUGCGUUAUCUACAAAGUUUAAUCAUAUUCGGAAGUCCCCUAAUUUGAGUAAAAAGUGAGUUACACCAGAGGUCUCUUGAGUACCAAAACUAUGUUGAACAUUAACAGUGCACCGCUCAUCAGCUGUGCUAUCCUCAUGUUUUGUUUUGUUAGAAAUCUUCCAAAUAUCGCAAAAAUUAUAUGAUCAAUAUUUAGUUUAAAUUUGGUUUUGUUCUAUUUUUUUAUUCUACAGAGAGUUUUAGUACUAGUUGCAUUUGAUGUGGAUGCACUGUGUGCAUGUAAAAUUUUACAGGUAGGUAGAAUCCAGUGACAAUAAUUCUGUUAGGAAUAUUAACAAUUUAAAUUAUGAAAUAACCUUAUAAUGAUAUAAUAUUAAUAAUAACUAGGUCACAAUUAAAAAACAACAUGAGAUCGAUUCAAUUUCAGAUGUACAUGAUUAUACUGAUACUAGCAUAGCUGUGAUUACAAUCAAUCAAUAGUUUACUUUAACUGAAAAUUGUAUUAAAUUUUUUAAAUAUUUGAUAUAUUUUUGUUUUUAAAGGAAGCAGACAAGUGAAAACAAGUACAUAUUAUAUACAUGUAUGUGUGUGGAUGCAAUUUUCUUUAAAAAUAAACAAUAAAUAAUAUGUCUUUCCCUCUAGUUAAAAAACUUUGAAAGGCUUGGCUAGCAUCUUCUUGUUUUCUUUAGUAUUUAUUUCAGUGUGACCAAGUUUUAUAUACCAUUGUGCCAGUUGAUGGUUUGCAAGGACUUGAAAAUGCCUUUUUGGAAAAUGCUGAAGGGGUAACUAUUUAGUUAAAUUUACCUUAUUUAAGUACCUGGUACCCACUAACAAUAUUUCCUGCAUAAAUAUAUAUAUAUUAUUUGUUAUCAUAAAGCCUAUUGAAUAAUUCUAUGAUAAAAAAAAAACAAUUGGUAUUGACUGGACAAAAUAAACACGGUGACUACUCUGAUAUUUAUCUCAAGAGUUUUUUAAAGUCAAAUGUCUUUUGAGUUUUGCAUACACUAUAUUUUUGCAGAUCAAGCAUGUUGUGCUGAUCAACUGUGGAGCAGCCUUUGACAUAGUUGAAAUUUUGCAACCAGAAGAUCAUGUUCGUUUUUACAUCUGUGAUAGGUAUUGGCUUUUCCUUAAUUUCUAAAUAAAUUAUUGAAUUUUGAUAUGCCCUUAGGGCUGUCCUACCUAUUUGUAAAUUAUAAGGAAGCAUGGUGUUGUUUUUGCAUUUGUGUUUCUUUUAAAACAUUUUAUCAAUUUUGGGCUUUAAAAUAUUGAUAUUUAAUUAAAGGCUGGUACAAUGGGUACAUUAGAUUAAGGUACUGAUAUAUAAUUAAAGGCUGGGUUGAAUUAAAGACAGGUGACCAUGAAAUAGGGUUGUGUUUCAAUUAUAGGUAAGAGAAGUGAUGAAUGUCAAUAGGACAGUCAAUUUUUCAUGAGUUAUUUUACAAACAAUAACGCAUAGCCCCAUCUGGAAGUGUGCAAAUGAAAUGCUAUAGAAGCAAAUGCUACUCUUGCUAACUAGCAAAUACUUUUAAUUUUUAAGACUUAAAAAAAAAAAAAUAAGUACAAUCCAUUUAUACCUCACAGGCAAAAUAAAAUGAGGUGGCAUACUGGUUUUGGCCAAUGGGUUACAGUUUGUCAAUCCCUGCUUUAAACUCUUAGUUAAUUACUUUUAUUAUGAGCCAGGUGUAUCCUAAUGAUACAAAUUUAUUGUUUAAAUAUUCCAAAGUGCGGUUAGUUAAAAAAAAAAUAUUUGCAACAUUUUCUCCAGCCAUCGACCUGUUGAUGUGCACAACUUUUACAAUGCUGUUCAAGUCAAGCUGUUGAUGAGAGAAGAUGAACUCUCUACAAUACCCAGCUAUGAUGAAGUCUUUAGAGAUGAUGUAAGUCUUAUUGUUAAAUAACUCACUAAAAAAGAUUUAAGCUGUGGUAUGUCUUGAAUAUACAGGGCUUGAAAAUGAAAACAAGUUUUAUAUUUAGUUUUAGUUUAUCUAAAAGUCCAAUGAUUCAAAAGAAAUCACUCCCAUGUUUUUUUUCACCUCUUUUCAACCAAUUAUAAUUAUAACACUUAAAAUCAAAAACAUGUGAACAGAAUAUUUUUGAUAAAAUAACAACCAAACUUAAUUGUUUUUAGUCAGAAGAUUCUGGCAAUGAGAGUGAAGACUCAGAAACAGGUUACAAAAGGAAAAGGUUCGAUGAGGAGUCUGUGUUGCGACGACAAGAGAGAAGGAGGUGGAAUGAAAACAGGUAGGACAAUUGUGCUGAAGUGUGACUCUGUAGUUCUGUUAGUUUGUCAUGUUGAUUAUUUUCAAAGCUUCAACACCAGUAGAAUAAUAUUUUCUCUUUCCACUGGGAAUGAAUAUCAUCCCUCUACUUUAAAAAAAAAAUUAAAAUGAUAUCUAAUAGUACUUAAAGGCAAAAUGGAAUAUUUCUUUUUUCUACUUUUUUCUUCUUUAUGCAUUUUUACCCCGUCUGGGGCAUAGGCCGCCCGCACGAAUUUUCCACUCAUCACAGUCCUGUGCUUUCAUUUCCAAUUGCUUCCAGGUGUAUCCCAUAUUUUGCAUGUCUGCCUCUUCUCGCAUCUCCAUGUAUUCUUAGGCCUUCCUCUCUUUCUUUUUCCCUGUGGAUUCCAUGUUAGGCAUUGUCUAGUGGUGCUAUCUGAGGGUUUUCGGAGAGUAUGCCAUAUCCAUCUCCAUCUUUUCUUUAUGAUAUCUUCAUCAAUGGGCACCUGGUAUGUCCUUUCUAGUAGGUCUUUGUUGGUGAUGGUAUUCGGCCAUUUGAUGUUCAGAAUCUUUCUAACGCAUGUGUUUGUGAAGGUCUGCACUUUCUGCGUAAUGCUCGCUGCUGUUUUCCAAGUUUCUGCUCCAUAUAGUAGAACUGUUUUGACAUUUGUAUUAAAGAGUCUGACUUUGGUUUGCAGUUUCAGCUCCUUCGACUCCCAUAUUUUCUUUAAUAGCACAAAUGCUGAUCUAGCCUCGAAUCAGCCAUUUGUCUAUAUGGUGCUGCCUUACUAUGUGAAGGUCUCCACUUCUUCCAGCCCCUUUCCUGUCAGAGAGAUAUGCUCUUGGGUGGUUGAGUUUACCUUCAUGAUUUUUGUCUUGCUUCUAUUUAUUUCGAGUCCGAGCUGUGCUGAAAUGAUGGCUACGUCUUUUGUCUUUUCCUGCAUUUGUUGCUGGUUGUGGGACAGAAGUGCAAUGUCAUCUUCAAAGUCUAGGUCAUUCAGUUGUUCCCAGAGUGUCCACUGUAUCCCAUUCCUCUUUUUGUCCUGGGAUUUUUUCAUUAUCCAGUCAAUGGCAAGGAUGAAUAGAAAUGGGGACAAGAGGCAUCCUUGUAUGACGCCUGUUUCCACUGUAAAGGCAUCUGUCAGUCUACCUUCGUGGACCACCCUGCAUGUCAUUUCUUCAUCAGAGCUCUGAAUGAUCCUGACUAGUUUCCCUGGUACUCCAUAGUGGCACUAUGGAGUAAAAAUGGUAAUAUAAUAUAAUAGUAAAAUGGAAUAUUUACACACACAAAAACAAUAUCGGCAAACUAUUUAUAAGUUUAAACCUGUUUUUUGUGUGUUCCAGAGAAAAAGUUUUAUUCAAUUAUGCCAAGUUUACUUCUUAUGCGACAUCGGUAGGCAUGACUUUUUUUUCUAUCUUUACAUGUUAAGAGGUUAAAUCUAUCAAUUUAUUUAAAUUAUUUUAACAUCAUUUUGACAGUUUUUAAACAUUGUUUUGAUCAUGAUCAUUAAAAUUAAACAACUUUUGACUAACUGGUGAAGUUCAACUCAAUCCAGUGUAAAAUUGUCAUAAUAAUUAAUUUGUUGAAACAUUUUGUUAACAUCAGACCUCUGUUGAGGUUAUAGAUUAUAUUAUGCAUGCUGUUAACUUGAUCACAUUCAGUGAGCCAUUUUAUGGGAACUCAAAGCCGACAGGCACAAAAAAAUCACCAGCAAUUAAGAAAUAUUGACAAUAACUUAACGCUAUUUUUUUCUGUAUAUAAAAUUACUGAUAUCCUGAAGGCUGCCCUGGUGAUGUUUGAACUCGCUUGGAAGCUCUCCAAAGACACCAACAACCUGUUGUGGUAAGUUCUGGAACGUGCCUUGUCUGAAGAUUAAAAUAACAGAACAAGUUUGAUGCGCCUGAAAGAGGUCUUUAAACAAAAUGUGUGCAGACUUUAACUCCAUCAGUUAAAGUAAUGUUAUUUUUCUUUCAUUUGUAAACAACGAAAAAAUUUAUGGCAAUAUAUGAAGAGUCGAAUUUCAAAACGCAGUUUUCGCCAUUUUGAAAAAAAUGAGAUUACUGAAAAUUCUUGUUGAGCAAACCAGGUUCCUUUAGGACAUGUUAAAGUUUACCUACAAAACACAUUUUAAUACUAUAUUAUUCUAUGUAUAAAAAUGAUUUUAUUUUAUAAAACGCGGUGUGUAUUUUUUAUUUUUAUUAUCAAAAUGCUGUAAUAUAUUUUUUCGGACCAAUCAGUGUGAUUGAUAAGCUAUUCUGCGCAUAAGCACUAAACAUCACGACGCGAAACAACAACAAACACGGUGCAUAACGACGGCCAGGAUGAAAAAGUUGUUUGUACUAUAAAAUCACAACAAAGAAAGAAAAAAAGCUCAACACGAGAAAAAGACAAAUCAUUUCGCCAUUCAAGCGGAUGAAAGAUCCCCUCAGUUACGUGUAAUCACGAUAGAUGAUUCUGCAAGGUGAGUUACCGGUAACUUUAUUAAUAUUAAAAAACCAUUAAAUUUUACAUUAUUAUUAUAAUGAUUAUUGUUACUACCCAUGAGAAGUGUUAAGGAAAUGAAAAUAAAAAGUUGCUUUACAGAGUUAGCUGUGUUAUUUAUUACACAUUCAAUCUUUUACAUGCAGAUCCAGCCAUGACAGAAGAAAAGGGUGCUCAAGGACAGAAAUAUUUGCACCCUGAUUUGAAUGUAAAUAAGAAGCAUCAACUUUUCUUGGAACAAAACCAAACUGCUAUUGAAGAUGAUGCACACUCUGAAUCAGACACUUCAUUAUUUUCUAUUUUGUUGUUCUAAAUUCAAAUAAAACGAUUUGUGAAUUGAACAUUAUCUUGUUUACUUUUGUUUAGAAUUCAGAAAUAUAAAAACAAAUUAUGCAAACUUACAGCACUCUAAACAUUACACUAUUACAAGCGACUUUCCAGCAUUUAUAAUACUGUUCUGUUAAAAUAUAUCAAUAAAAAAACAUUAAUCAUACACAAUUAUGUAAUGUAUAUGAUAGAAUUUAAUUUAAUUUUGUUAUGUAAGUGGUUUGUAAUCUGUAAACAACUUGAAUUAUUUGCUAAGGGGAAUAAUGUUACGCUAUCAAAAUGGAUAUACAGCAUUUUGUCGCUAAGUUACAGCUGGAAACACAGCAUUUUGAAACGAAAUAAGAAAUUCAACUAAGUAAAUAAAUACAUUUUAAUUAACCUACAUUUCAAUUUUCAUUAUAAUAUAACUUAUAUUUUGAAUAUAUACCUAAAUUAACAUUUAAUUUUCUGAAAAUUUGAGCCAUCAUUGUGAAGCAGAAAAAGUCGAUUAUCUCAAAACGCCAAAAAUGGAUGUACAGCAUUUUGAAAAUCGACUCUUCAUAUAAUGUUUUCAAAGCAGAAAUCAUUUUAAAAAACAUAGGAAAAGGAAGACACGGUGCACAUUUUUAAAAAUACUUGCAGCUCUUAGGUUCGAUGUAAAAGUUGUUGGCUUUUUCUUGUGUUGAUAAAUGUACCUGGCAUAUCUUUCUUUCACCAUGCACAUCUGAUGGCCUUCUUGGCAAAAUGUUCUUAAUGAUUUAAAAACAUAUUUUACAGGUUGGCCAUAGUGGGGGUUACUGAUCAGUUCAUUCAUUUUAAAACACCUCGUGAGAAGUACAUGGAAGACAUCAUAGCCCUACAGUCUCAUGUGACUCGCCACAAUCAAAGGUUUGUACUAUUUUUAGUGAAAUAUUUCGAGAUGUAAAGUACAACCGGUACUGAGAAGUUUUUUUAUAUCUCAUUUUAGAUUUGUUUUUUUUAAGUUGUGUGUUUGCUAAGCGGAUUUAUAAAUUUUUUUGGUUGUUUUUUUUUUAGUUUUUACGAGUUCAUAGUUUUUCAAUGUUGGUGAUCAAAUAUUUUUUUAUAAUUUGAUUAGGUUGUGAUAUUCUUCUAGUAGAGGACCGGUAUGUCUGAAUAGAGUAAAUUGAAUAUACAAUCCCAGGUGCAUUUGUAGAGUUGUCCAGAGCAUGUGAAUCUUUCAAAUAAAAUAUGAAGUAUGAUAAUCCCGAAUACAGCAUGUUAGUUUUAGCUUUUUUACUUCAAGUGUUGCAAGUUGAUUGUUAUGGGGAGUGUGAAUUGGAACCACAGACAGACACUGUGUUAAAUCAACCCUAAAGAAAGCCAUAGCUGUGUCUCUGAGUUGUUGUGUAUGUGAAUGAAACUGCAAAUGCAAAUAUGAGAGCCUGUAAUGUUAGCUGCUGUCUGAUCAUUUCAGUUCGAUCUAUGAACUUUACCAGGUAAUCUGGUACUAAACUAAAAUUUUAAGGAAACUUUACUAAAAUUGAUUAAAAAUCUUUGCCACUGCAUUUUUUGUUGAGAUACAGGCUUUUGUUAAUUUUGUGUACCUAAGUGUGAAUCUUAACUCUAGCUCAUAGCUAAGGAUUAUUUACGAUUGUGUCUUUUCAUCUCCAUCUCAUAAAUUAACUUGGUUUUCAUAUUUGUGACAUGUUGGCAUAAUCAUAGAAUAUUUAUAGUCUAGUGUGUGUAAUUAGUACCUAGUUUGUGUUCCUUAGUACUGUAACUGAGAAAUUAAUAUCUCAACAGAGGAAGUGAUGAUGAGAACAUCAUGUCAGUGAACUGCUUGCGGAUAUCAUUUGAGGAAGAGCUUAACCUGUGUCUUUAUCGACACUGGACCCUUUUUGAGAGCAUAUGUCACUCAAUGGCUAUAGCAUGCAAACUGCGACUCUGGUCUUUGAAAGGACAGAAGAGACUGCACGAGUUUCUGGCUGAGAUGGGGUAAGCAUGAUAAUAAACACCUUUAAAAUGUAAAUUUAUCAUCUUAAAGAAACUAUUUUAGUGAAUUCUGCUUCUGAAUCGAGAAAGUUAUUUAGAAAUGGAUCCCCGAACGGGUUUUCUAUGAAUUCAAAGAGAAUUCAAGACCUGACAUAUUCAAGUUGAUCUCAAAGUGGUAAUCUUGAAAGUCUUUUAAGUACAUUGCAUGUACAGUGGGAAAUAGUUUGAAAAAUUGUGUUAAUGCGCUUUUAAGCUACCAUACUAAAAUUCACUUGAAUGUUUACUUUCUGGUAGUUUGCCCUUGAAUCAGUGUAAGCAGCAAUUUAGUGCGAUGGAAUCAACUAUGAAACCUGAGGUUAAAACCAAGAUGCAAGAAUACAUGACCAAGUAUGGGUGAGUAAUUAUCCAAUAUUGUUAAAGAGUUGCUUCAGAAGCAUUUUUGGCAUCUGCUAUAGGGACCAUAUCACAAAUGAUACAGUGAAAGAAAGGGUUCGCCUGGCAAUUGGGGAGUACGAUAACCUACUGGUGACUGUGAAAAAACGCAAACUACAAUGGUACGGCCACGUAACAAGGAAACAAGGGCUUGCCAAAGAAAUAUUGCAGGGCACCACAAGAGGAGGGAGAAGAAGAGGAAGACAAAGAAAAAGAUGGGAGGAUAACAUCAAAGAGUGGACAGAACUAACACUGGGCGAUGCUGUGCGUAAUGCAGAAGACAGAGACGAAUGGAGGAGGAUAGUCAGCUGUGCAUAAUGCAGAAGACAGAGAUGAAUGGAGGAGGAUAGGUCACAUGUCAUCUGUGGCACCCCAAUGGUCCAAGGACAAAGGGACAUGAUGAUGAUGAUGAUGAUGAAUUUGCCAUGUCUUUAGCCAGAACAACAUUCAUUGUCAAAUAACAUGAUUCCCACAUUAUGUCUGUCCUAAACUAACUCUGAGUAGAGACAAUCUUUGGAACAUUGUUGUAUAUUUAAAAUAUGGGUCCCAAUUAAAAGGGUUCUUGAACACUUCUUUAGCAUACCCGGUACAAUUGUUAGCUAGAGAUACCACCAUUACAUUUAAAACAGUUGCAUUUUCAGAAACUGCAAAUUUUUCACUUUAACAUUGUUUACUUUAAUUAUUUAUUCAGUCUUAACACACAUCUUUUUUAAUUGGUGUUAUGGGUUUCUAUUAAAAUGGGUGUAAUGGUCUUCUAUUACUUAAAACACAGCUUUGAAGACUUCCUAGACUUAUAUGCACUAUUCAAUUCCCUUUAAUAUACUUGUUUCCUUCAUGCUGGAUACUUGGCAAAAUGAUUUUAUGUCCUUGUGAUUUUUAUAUUACUUACUUAUAUUACCAUAGGUGGAUAACUCUAGUAUGAUUUAUCCCUUGUUUGUAACUAGGGGUGUUAUGUGAAGAGUCAAAUCAACCAUCAAGGAACAUAUUCUCACUCAAAGGCACUUAUGUGUAAUUGAAAAGAAGUCUAAAACCAAUUCCAUUAGAAUGAAACAAACCUAUUUAUUUACAUUAAAUGUACAACACAUCAUAGAAAUCAAAAUCUUUAAAGUAUGAUAAUCAAUUGCUUACAGCCUAGGAAUGGCUUAGAUCAACCCUUGUUUAUAACUUUACAACCUAUAUUCUAAUGACUUAUAGAUAUGGGCCUCCUGUAAUAACCCAACAACUCAUCAUCAUUACAUAUUGCUUUGUAGUAAGACCGUUUACUACUUAUCUUAUCAAUAUUAAAUAAUUGAUAGAUCAAUACACAAGGUCACUUUAAUGUUGAAGUAGGGCCUCCUCCCUUCACCUCAAUCCUCAGGGUGGGGACGGAUGUGGACUUCCCAUCUGUAAGUUGUGGAAUAGCCUUUCCGUUUGUACUUUGUGGGAUGGAUUUCCCAGCGGUAUGUUUUAUGUGUAGAGUCCCAGAAAUUCGCAGUCCUAUGUGAUGCAGGCUCAUGAUUUGGUAGAUGAAUGUGUAGCAUUUGGCUGACUCCUUGAAGUCGGGUCUUGUGGCUUAUCCUUAAAUCCAGCUGCUGAGGCGCAAUGGUUUCUUGCAAUGCGGCAACCAGGUAGGUAAAUUUCUGCCGGCUUUUUGUCUCUCACGGCAGGGGUGCAAGCAGGUAAGAAGUGUUACCACAGCAUGUUAAGAUUAGAAAGACCGUAAUUUCGUUCUAACUUGGCAUAUAUCUAAUCUAAGGUGGGGGAAAUUUAUCAUUGGCUGACCUCAAUCAUGAGGUUUGAUUAUGGCCACUGAAAUAACGGUCCUAAUUCAGCUGCUGUUUUCUACCACAAACAACUGUUAACUGCAUCAAGUCUCUUUAUGUGAGAUGUAAUUGUAUCUCUUCCCAGUUUGGUUGUUCAAGAUGUUAUCCUGCCAUCCUUCUCCCUCCAGUAUGGUUACAAGAACCUUAUGUGUGCCACAGAUUACGUAUUGGCAUGUACGGCAGUGCUUGAGUCAGUGGUUAGUAAAAGAACUCUCUUUUGAAAACUUUUUCACAAAAUUUUAAUGUACAAAAAUACAAUAAUUUCAGUGCAGCGUUAGGCAAUGAAUUAAAAUCAAGUUAUUGAGGAAAGCACUAGUGCAUGCGUUCUUAACCUGUAGUCCACAGAGAUGCAUUUCUGUUGUAAUUUUAUUAUAUUUAUCUAAAUACUUUAUUAUAAGGUGUCCAUGACCUUCAUCAUCUGUCUGGCAAAAGUUGAUGGACUAAAAAAAUGUUAAGAAAACUGGCACUAGUGCCUGUCUUGGCUUCUGGAAGACCUUGAGAAUCUUAAAUUUAAAUGAAGUAUUUAACAAAAUUUUCUCUACCACAGGAUAAAUCAAAACAUUCUACUGACAAUUUUCUAGAAGCGUCUGAUAUAUUACAGAGGUAAGUUGAAGGAAAUAUUUUACUUAAUUUUAUGAAACUAACAACAUUUAUUCAAAAAAUCUUGACUCAUGCUAAAAAUUAACAUUAUAAUGCUUAAAUUAUUUGCAUACUCCUGUCACCAAUUAUUAUGUCUGGUCUUCCUCUUUUCCAGAAGUAGUAGUGAAAAAUUUGAGGCAGGUCUGGCCUCUGCAAAGCUUCAGCUGAAAAGUGUUGUAUCUCAAGUCCAGAGUUUUCUAGACAUGCAUCAAAUAAUAUCCGCUGGACCCUUUUUGUAUGUUUUUGUGCAAGAGGUAAUAAGAUAACAUGGUAUUCUACCUGCUAUUUGAAUUGUUUUACUUUUACUAACAGUGCUGUUAAUUCAUUAUAUCGGUACAAUAUGGUUGCAUCAUUUCAUGCCAAACAUAUGCAUGGCUUUUUGAGUCAAAGCUUUAAUCAAAUACAAUUGGUUGAAGUUGUUAAGAUUUUUGGCGAAGGGGGUGGGGUGAGUAUGAGUCUUGUCUUUCCCCAGUCCCUUUAAAAAAUAAUAUUUGCUGACAUUUAAUUUAGAUUAUUUUAAGUUUAAUAAAUUGAAAGAUCUAACUUCCUUAAUGACCUUAAACCUCUCAGGGAACAGCAGAUUCACGUUUCUUUGCACACCCACAGUGUUUGAUUAGACUGGCCAGGUUUUCACUUCAGGCUCACUGUGCAGUGGUAGGCCAAAUUAAUUAUGAAUAAAGUCAACUUUUUUAAUACUUGAUCACAACAUAUUGUCAACAUUUUAGCAUUUAUGUUUCAUUACGUGUUCACAGCAUUUUAGUGUUAUGUAAAAUAUUUUAUGAAAAUUUCCAUAUUUAUUAGCCUUGUCCAUUUAUGGAAAUUAUCAAUUUGCACUGAUUUAUGAUAAACUAAUUUAGAUCAUUGUUAACCUUGACAGUGUUCUUACUAUUUGGCAAUAGAGAUUAUAAAUUAAAUCACAAGAAUGUUAAUUAAAAAAGAUAAGAAUAACAAAUAUGUCAUAAAAUUGUAUAUGAUUUCAUUUUUUUAAACAAUCAAGAGUAGGAACAAACGGGCCCAAAGUCUUCCGUUGGUGCUGGGAGCUCCCUACAAUUUGGAAGAAGGGACAAGUUUGGUUGUUGGCAUUCCACCUCUUGAUACAGAUGAUGAAAGGAAAAAGUGAGCCAAAUUUCUGCAAGUUAAAUUGGAUUAGGUCAACUGUGGGGUUACAUAAUAACUAUUAAUUUGGAUCCAUUGUAUCUAUCUUAUUUUAACAUGAUUAGAAUAAGGGUUCAAGAAAAAAAUACAAUUUUAAACUGACCAAAAAAAUUAUUAUUCUACAUUUAUAUCAGAUCAAAUAAUCUAGUUAUUGGUUUUAUCAGAAAAGGGGGGUUCCUCAACUCAAUCUACUCAAAAUCCCACUUGAAGUUAUUAAUGUGAUGGCACUAGCUCUACAACAUUACAUUUAUUCAAAAUUUUCUCUUUAUUGCAAUAUGAACAGAACUCAUACUUGCAGUCUGCAGGAGAAAUCUUAGACCAAAGUGUUGUAAUCUUAUACCUAGGUAACUUCUUAGCUUACAAGGGAUACAAGUAAGAGCUGGUGACUUCUAAGUUUUCUUUCUGUUUCAUUUCAGUUUUUUUGGCAAGGCAUUUGAGCAAGCUUCAAAGUCCACCAGUACAACAGCGAAAUUUCACAGUUUUGAUUCCUACAGUAAGUACUGGUACCAAAAUAUAAAAUAUUCUAAACAUAAUGAGUAAAUGCAACAGAUUUUGUUGUGGAAAUUAAGACUACUUAACAAGGAAGAUUUCUUGUUUAAUGCUUGCUAUAAUAAAAAAAAAACCACAAAGCAUACCUUUAUUUUGAGUUUGCUUAAGUUGUAUGUUUCAUAUUUCACGUAGGAAAUUAAAACAUUGAGCAAGCCGGCCAGCUAAUCAGAUAAUUAAAAAAAUUGCCUCAGAUUGGAGUGCAACAGAACAGGUGUAUCCCCAUAGAAAUUAAAUAUUGUUAGCUUAGGGCUGAGCCCAGUAUUUUGAGAAAAUAUUUGAUGGGUCAUAGUCUGGGUAUUACAAAAAAGUGAGUAAUAUUCUCAUUUUCUAUUGUGUUCUACCCAAUAUGGAGAACUGAACUGAUCAUGUAUAGAACCAGUAGCAUCAUGAAAGCAUCAACGUUUGAAGGUUUCAAAACACUAAUAAUUAAUAAUAUAAUCCUAACCCAGCGGUUCUCAACUUUUCUCAACCCCUUUCUAACUUUAGCCAAGUUGUAGCAACCCAUAGCCAGGAUUGUAACUAGAAAUUUUGAAACAGAUUUUGAGAAGUGGGGAUGGGGCAGCGCUUUUUUGUAGAUAAAAAGGUGUUGUAGUGAUAUUUUGAUAAGGAAUGGAGGGAAGCAGAAAUAAGUGCUAAGAAGUGUGGAGAGUUCUUUUGAAGAGGGUGCUCUGAAAGUCUGACGCUAGAAAAUUUUGGCACCAGGUUUUGCAUGGAACUGCCAACUUUUUAGUUGGGGAAAAAAAUGAAACAAGAAAAAUAAAAAUCUUUUAAAAAUUAAAACAAAGGAGAACAAACUGCUAAAAUAUUUUUUAUUAAAUUAGCUGCUGACAUCCACUGAAUACAUAAAAAAUUUUUUUAACGUUUAUGAAACUGUAAUGUAGUCAGACUGCAGUAAUAAUUAGUCUGAUUACUUUAAAUAAUAUUUUAAAAUGAAAAUUGAAAUUUAAAAAAUUACAUAUGAGAGGCUCAUAAAUGAUUCACACACAAACAGAACUUAGCUCUUCAGUAUUGUGAAAUUAAAAAUCAAUUUUAAGUAGAAAGUGCCAUGGUUUUAACCAAAGAUUUGCAUCUCUUUUAAACAAAUAAUAACAAAAUUUUCAGCAAGUACAUUAUUAUUUCCAGAGUUUUGCCGCUUCAAUUAGAUUACAAUUAGUUUCGGCACCAAUCGCCCAUCAGUUUUCUCUUUUUAUUUAAUUCAGGUAAAAUGUAAACAAAAUAAUGCAAAAAAGAUGUACUGGUUCUAUUAUGCAUGCACUUUUCUUUUCACUCCAUUGAAUUGGAUGGAACACAUUAGAAAAUGAGAAGAUAACCCUCUUUUUUUGUUUUAAAACCCGGACAUGGUUCCAUUUUUUGCCAGGUCUGGGGUAUGUACCAUGUGUGCUAAUACUUGGAAUUUCCAAGUAUCCAGAUUAGUACUCUUCUCAGCCCUAUUUUAGCUCAUAAAGGAAAGUAAUUUUGCUUUUUUGUGCAAUCACUAAUACAUAUAAUUUUUUCUCUCCUUCUCUAGUCAUAGAGAUGAAAUCGGAAGACAAAAGCAAAUUUUUUGAUGCAUUGAUCAGCAUUCUUCAGUGA
Molecule: messenger RNA, 17938 nt
Organism: Lymnaea stagnalis (great pond snail)
Lineage: Eukaryota; Metazoa; Mollusca; Gastropoda; Lymnaeidae
Source: the annotation of a GenBank genome assembly